Molecule: messenger RNA, 1626 nt
Organism: Euleptes europaea (tarantolino)
Lineage: Eukaryota; Metazoa; Chordata; Lepidosauria; Squamata; Sphaerodactylidae
Gene: PSPC1
Product: paraspeckle component 1
Exons: 9
Coding region: 16-1611 (531 amino acids)
Biological process (GO): regulation of DNA-templated transcription
Cellular component (GO): nucleus
Molecular function (GO): RNA binding
Source: RefSeq, a predicted model, not a curated record
CGCUAAACUCGCAACAUGUCCGCCAGCAGGAACCUCAAGCAAGUGAGGAUCGAGAACAGCUCCCCGGCGGCCGCCCCUCCGAUGAGCAUGGUGGGCGGCGGCAGCAUGAAGGGGCUGCGAGGGCUGGAGCAGCAGCCGCCGCCGCCUGAAAACGAGGGGUCGGCGGCGGCCAUGGGGCUGGGCCAGGAGGAAGAGGAGCCGAGCAGCGGCGGCUUCACCGUCGACAUCAAGAGCUUCCUCAAGCCCGGCGAGAAGAGCUACACGCAGCGCUGCCGCCUCUUCGUGGGGAACCUGCCCACCGACAUCACCGAGGAGGACUUCAAGCGCCUCUUCGAGCGCUACGGGGAGCCCAGCGAGGUCUUCAUCAACCGCGACCGCGGCUUCGGCUUCAUCCGCCUGGAAUCACGGACUCUGGCUGAAAUUGCCAAGGCAGAACUUGACGGAACUAUUCUGAAGAGCAGACCACUGCGAAUUCGAUUUGCUACCCAUGGGGCUGCUUUAACAGUGAAGAAUCUUUCACCUGUUGUUUCCAAUGAGCUUCUGGAACAAGCUUUCUCUCAGUUUGGCCCCGUGGAAAGAGCUGUUGCUGUCGUAGAUGAUCGUGGCAGAGCAACUGGAAAAGGCUUUGUAGAAUUUGCUGCAAAACCUCCAGCUCGGAAGGCACUAGAAAGGUGUAAUGAUGGAGCAUUCCUGCUGACAACAACUCCUCGACCUGUUAUUGUAGAGCCUAUGGAACAAUUUGAUGAUGAAGAUGGGCUGCCUGAGAAAUUAAUGCAAAAAACUCAGCAGUAUCAUAAGGAAAGGGAGCAGCCACCUCGUUUUGCCCAACCUGGAACUUUUGAGUUUGAGUAUGCUUCUCGGUGGAAGGCCCUUGAUGAAAUGGAAAAGCAACAGCGUGAGCAAGUCGAUAGAAACAUCAGGGAAGCGAAGGAGAAACUGGAGGCAGAAAUGGAAGCAGCUCGACAUGAGCAUCAGUUAAUGUUGAUGAGACAAGAUCUGAUGAGGCGUCAGGAAGAACUGAGACGAUUGGAAGAACUUCGAAAUCAGGAGCUACAGAAACGAAAGCAAAUACAAAUGAGACAUGAAGAAGAGCAUAGACGACGUGAAGAAGAGAUGCUGCGUCAGAGAGAACAGGAAGAAAUGAGGAGGCAGCAGGAGGGAGGAUUUAAGCCAAAUUUCAUAGACAAUAGAGAACAGGAAAUGAGAAUGGGUGAUAUGGGUCCUCGUGGAGCAAUAAACAUGGGAGAUGCCUUUAGCCCAGCACCUGCUGGAAACCAAGGUCCUCCUCCUCCUCCUCCAAUGAUGGGUAUGAAUAUGAACAACAGAGGAACAAUGCCUGGCCCUGCAAUGGGUCCUGGUCCUUCCUUGGGGCCAGAAGGAGCUGCAAACAUUGGGACACCAAUGAUGCCAGAUAAUGGAGCUGUGCACACUGAGAGAUUUCCUCCAGGAGGCCCUCCACAAAUGGGUUCAGCUAUGGUUAGUAGGACAGGCUCUGAAACCCCUCAGCCGUCUAUGGGUGGUGUAGGUGCCGUCAAUAGUGGACCCGGUGGCUUUGGUAGAGGAAACCCAGGGGGCAGCUUUGAAGGACCUAACAAGCGUCGCAGAUACUGAAAUUUUCAUUCCUUA